AUGCAGGAGAUGAGUUUCGAACCCAAUGCCCUUACCUAUGCGGCACUUUUGGCGGUGUCUUCUCCAAAGACGGGCUUGGAACUGUUGAAACAGAUGCCUGUGGUGUCCCUGCAAAUUUACAGUGCCGCUGUGGGCCUUUGUCAGCGCAUGAAUGAUUGGAGAACUGGACAUCAACUCAUACAUGACAUGCGGAGCAAGCGCUGUGAUCCAGACGUGGUGACAUACUCCUUUUUGAUCAGCUGCCAUGAGACGGCCAACCGCUGGCGUGAAGUGCCAGAUCUCCUAGCCCAGUUGCAGGAAUUUAUUCUUUAG
Messenger RNA from Durusdinium trenchii, 312 nucleotides. The record is from the annotation of a GenBank genome assembly. Lineage: Eukaryota; Dinophyceae; Suessiales; Symbiodiniaceae.